Molecule: messenger RNA, 189 nt
Organism: Penicillium mononematosum
Lineage: Eukaryota; Fungi; Ascomycota; Eurotiomycetes; Eurotiales; Aspergillaceae
Exons: 3
Source: RefSeq, a predicted model, not a curated record
AUGAAACUGGCGCCAAACCCUUGCGCAUCAGAUGGGUAUGACUUUGUCUUCCUCAAGAUUGACAACGAUUCCAAGUGGUCUGACUAUAAGACCACCACCCGAGACGGAAACUAUGAUGAGAUCCUUGGAGUACUGGUGCGUAUGUUCACUAAGGCCGCAAUGAUGUCUCCCACUCACUCCAAGCAGUGU